AGCAAAUAUCCAGGACCAAAAGAUCCCUAGUGCCGUCUCUAAGACCUCGUCAAACGUUGUGGUGAACAUGUCCGAUUGGGAGGCGGAAGAUCAAGAAUUUGCGAUCCCUAGCAUCCCGGUACUGAACAAGGGUGCUUGGGAUGACGAAGACGUUGAAGAAGAGGACGAGGUGAAGGCAUCAUGGGAGGAUUCAGAUGAGGAUGAGCCGAAGAAAGAAGAGAGCAAACCUGUUGUGGCUGCUCCAGUGAAAAAGAAGAAGAGCCUAACCCAAAAGCUCGCGGAGAAAAAGGCGGAGGAGGAGCGGAAGAAGGCCGAGCUUGCUGCCAAGCGGGCGGAAAACAAUGCAGAACAGGACAACGAGGAAACGCCAGAGGAACGAAAGGCGCGGCUGCAAAGGGCUGUGCUCGAUUCUGACUUGGAAAAUGCAAAAGAUUUGUUUGGAGGCAUAGCAGCACCAACGAGCGACACCAGCACAUCUAAGAUCGAGACCAUGAACCCAAAUUCCCGCGCCGAAUUCGACGAUUACGUGAAGGCUUGCAUGGAGAAAUUCUCUGCCUUCGAUAAAAAGCCACAUUACUCCUACUUUGUCGAGACUCUCAUCCGCGAUCUUCUAGUCCCCCUCAAUGUCGAUGAUACUCGACGAAUUUCUUCAUCUAUCACCGCGAUGAUCAAUGAAAAGCAGAAAGCACAGAAGGAAGUUGGAAAGAAAAAGAAGGGCAAAAAGGCCACCCUGAAGACUACACCAUCUGGGGACAUGGAUACGACAAAUUAUGACGAUGUGUACGACGAGUUUGAGGAUUUCAUGUAGUUGGCACAAGUCACGUUGAAUUCUGGGACCUGCAGACGUACGUUCGAGCAGGUUGUCGAUAGCACACAAGCAAGACACCUAUUGCUAGCUAUCUGUUGGAUACUGUUUACUGGCGUGCAUACAAUCAUACGGCUGUCAGCUUUUCUGUCAUGACAACCCUGCAUAAUUGAUUAGACUACAAAUCUGGAUGAUACAAAUAUGAAAAUAUAUAACAUAAGUUCCCUUCAGCUCCCUACAAUUCAAC
Molecule: messenger RNA, 1052 nt
Organism: Spizellomyces punctatus DAOM BR117
Lineage: Eukaryota; Fungi; Chytridiomycota; Chytridiomycetes; Spizellomycetales; Spizellomycetaceae
Exons: 6
Coding region: 68-808 (246 amino acids)
Cellular component (GO): cytoplasm; eukaryotic translation initiation factor 3 complex
Molecular function (GO): translation initiation factor activity
Source: RefSeq, a predicted model, not a curated record